Messenger RNA from Phragmites australis (common reed), 1069 nucleotides. RefSeq names its product ubiquitin-conjugating enzyme E2 20-like. Bases 250 to 804 code for a protein of 184 amino acids. NCBI's taxonomy places the organism in Eukaryota, Viridiplantae, Streptophyta, Magnoliopsida, Poales, Poaceae. The transcript is spliced from 3 exons. The record is from RefSeq and is a predicted model, not a curated record.
GCCGGCGGCCGCGGCGAUAGCUGUCGCCCGCAACGGCGGUUUCAAAGCGCGUCCCCUCCCCAACGGUCACUAGACCAAUCACUCCCCACCGCCUUCAUAUCUCACGCCCCACCGCCUCCUCAUCCGCCCUCUCUAUCUCUCUCUCUCUCUCUUCCCCCGAACCUUCCAGCGACUCGAUUCGAUCGCCGCCGAAAAAGGGGAGAAGAAGAAAGGGGGGAAGAGGCAGAAAGGAGGGGGAGGAGUACGGCCAUGUCUCGGGGAGAGAACAACGACGCGCAGGCCAGCAACGUCCCUGCCGCCUCCGCGGCCGCGUCGGCGGGGGCGAAGCCCGGUGCGUCAGGCGCGGGCCCUCGUGGCGCGGAGGGCCAGUCGGUGGUGCGCCGUCUCCAGUCGGAGCUGAUGGCGCUGAUGAUGGGCGGCGACCCGGGCGUGUCGGCGUUCCCCGAGGGCGACAACAUCUUCCACUGGGUGGGCACCAUCGCCGGCUCGGCCGGCACCGCGUACGAGGGCACCUCGUACCGCCUCGCGCUCGCCUUCACCGCCGAUUACCCCUACAAGCCGCCCAAGGUGCGGUUCGACACCCCCUGCUUCCACCCCAACGUCGACGCCCACGGCAACAUCUGCCUCGACAUCCUCCAGGACAAGUGGUCGUCGGCCUACGACGUGCGCACCAUCCUCCUCUCCAUCCAGAGCCUGCUCGGAGAGCCGAACAACGACUCGCCGCUCAACACGCAGGCGGCAGCGCUCUGGGCGAACCAGGAAGAGUUCAGGAAGAUGGUGGAGAAGCUCUACAAGCCCGCGUAGAGGACGAAAGUGCUCCGUGCUCAAAUCACCGCGGCUUUGCAGAUGGUGGAAAAGCUCUACAAGCAGUGAUUUCGCUUGGAUCGUGAAGAGAGUAUAUGGAUUCUUUCCUUGGGUUUGGUUCCCAUUCUGGUGGUAGGAUGAUGCGAUCGCGAGUGACUCGGGUUUGGUUUGUUCUGUGUUCUGGAUUAUUCGGUGAUUCAUUUUACUCGUUUUCACUUCUUGUUAUUCCAUUGUGAAUUGAGAUCGAUCGAUUCGAUUUCGAAAA